AUGGAUUCGGUGCGAGCGAAGCACGCGGCGGAGCUGGAGGCGAAACGCAAGAAGCUGGAAGAGAUUCGCAUGCGCAAAGCGGCUGUUCGGGCUGCAGAGGAGAAUUCAGCAGCGUCUACGAGUGUGGACCAGACCAUCGGACAGCAGGAGAACAAGUUUGACGAUUUUAUCCAGAAUAUUUUGAAAACAUCUGGUGACAAGGAUAGCAAAAUAUCUAGUGCUGACAAGAGCCACGAAGAGGUCCAAGACAAGAGCCAUGCGGUGAAUAACACACUGUCUCUCGCCGAGAAACUGUCGUCACUAUCGACUGUAAGCAACGUGGCCGAGACGCACAUCCAGCCGACGCUCGUGGAGACGUACACGAAGCACACCGAGACCGAUAUUACGCUGGAGCACGAGAUAAUCGUGAAAGAGGAUAAUUUGACGGACAUGGACGUGGACGUAAAUCUUGCAGAUUGUCCAGGUCACGAUAGUGUGGAUGACAUAAAGACAGGAGCGUCUUCGCCUCACAAUCGUAACAGGACGGUGGACACAAGUGAUACGUCAAUGACAAAGUGCUCGACGACCUUCUUGUCCGCAGAUGACAAGAAUAUGGUGAUGCAGUCGGUCAGCAUGGAGACGUUUCUGAACAAAGCGUCGCGGGUGAUUGAGCGUGCAUUGAGCACGUCCAGCAAAUUCGAUAUCAUGGUCGACUACGGAGCGGAUGUAGAGCAGGAUAAAGCAGUGGAGGAGUCGACCGAGUCGCUCAAGCAGCAACACGUCUUUGUGGAUAAUAAGUGGUCCAGAUACCGGGCAGUGACUGACGUCGAUGUGUCACCGUUUUAUCCGGAGCUGACUCUCGUGGCCUACACAGCACGCAAUUUUCUCGAGGAGGAAGGCAAAGACGACGGCACGUCGUCUCAAUGGGAUACAAUGGGCAAAACUGCGACAUCACGGGUACCGACGGAAGUAGCGACGACUACGGAAGGUGUGGUGCUCUUGUGGUCCACGGCACUACCGAGUCGGCCGGAGUACCGGUUUACAUGCCACUCACAGGUCACAAGCGCCUGCUUUAACCCGUUCGAUCGUCACGUCAUCAUUGGAGGCACGUACUCGGGUCAGAUUGUGCUGUGGGACACCCGCGCGAAGAGUGCACCGGUGCAGAAGACGGCCUUGUCGGCGUAUAGCCACACCCACCCGAUCUACGCCAUGGCUGUCGCCGGAACGAAGACGUCGUACUCCCUCAUUUCGGCAAGCACAGAUGGCCGUGUGUGCAUAUGGGACGUCGAUCAUUUGCAAAAGCCACUGGACAUGCUGGACCUGCGAAUCUCGCUCUCGAUCGUGUCCAACUACACGUCUGUAAAUGCUUCCGACAAGAAAAUGGAAGCUUCCGUGACCUCUUCUGCAGUCUUGGGCAAGGAGAUCAAGGAGUUGUUUAUCGGUACGGAGGCAGGUAAACUGUACUCGACCAAAGUGGACCAGCAGAGAAACAAGCCUGGGGCCAGCCACGACAGCAGCAGUAUGGAUACCGUCAUGAAAAGCCGGACCGGCCUUCUCGGUAGCAGCACCAGAGAUUUCGUUCGCGAGGUUAUUGUCGAGGAAGUCUCGAAAGAAGAUUCUCAUUUCGGUCCCGUCACAGCUAUGCAUUUCAACCCACUGCUGUCAACGCACCGUGACAGCCUCUUGCUCACUUGCUCGCUGGAUUCAACAGUCAAGCUGUGGAGUAUCGAGCACCCCGAGUCCCCAGUACUCUCGUUUGAACCUUCGAGCGAAUACAUAAGCGAUGUCCGGUGGUCAUCGGUUCAUCCUGCACUGUUUGCCGUUGCUGACAGUAGUGGUGUCGUCAGUGUCUGGAACAUCCUGAGGGAUGUUGAGAUGCCAGUAGUCUCGGAGAAAGUAAGCCAAAAGUCACUCAACAAGGUCCGAUGGAGUGCUGAUGGCAAAAGCGUGAUCAUCGGUGACGCUGACGGCAAGUCGUACAUUUAUGAAGUACCCUCCGAUAUCGCACUGCCUCAACAGGACGACCUGUCUUUGAUGGAAGACAAGAUCGCAAUUUAUGUUGCGGCAGCGGCGCCGCCUGUGAAGGCAUAA
Peronospora matthiolae is the source of this 2070-nucleotide messenger RNA. Lineage: Eukaryota; Oomycota; Peronosporomycetes; Peronosporales; Peronosporaceae. The record is from the annotation of a GenBank genome assembly.